Rhizophagus irregularis DAOM 181602=DAOM 197198 is the source of this 396-nucleotide messenger RNA. RefSeq lists its product as uncharacterized. The record is from RefSeq and is a predicted model, not a curated record. Lineage: Eukaryota; Fungi; Glomeromycota; Glomeromycetes; Glomerales; Glomeraceae.
AUGCCAUUAAAUUUAAGGAUUUUUGUUUUAUUUCAUGAUUAUUUUUUUUUAAUAUUAUGUUUAACUAUUUUUGCUAUAACACCAGUAGUUCAAGCGGCAGAUGUUAGAUCAUUUUGUAAAUGCGUUUGUGAUCAAAAUUCAACAAUUGUUCCUUUAAGAAUAAAUCAAACAUGUUCUGAUUGUAAUUUAGCUUUUUGUAAAGAAAAUACUUCAAAAGAGGAUUGUGAUAUUCCUACGUGUUUUCAACGAGAUUCUUACAAGGAUGAAGUUAUUGUAUAUUUCUAUAUUAUUAUAACGAGUGGAUUACUUCUAAUAGCUCUUACAAAACCUUAUAUAGAAAGAUGGUGGAGAAGGACAAAUCCACCACAUACUUACACUUCAAUGCCGAAUAGUUAG